UCGAACCAGUUGAUGGAAAUGUUAUAACCAUUGAAGGAACAGUUCAGGAAGAAGAUGAAGAAGAUAUCGAAUAUAUUCCAACAAACGAGAGUUUAGUAAAUAGAUUUAAUACAUUAAAUAUAAAGCAACAACAACAACUCCAACAGCAACAACAACAACAAUUCCAACAACCAGCCCAACAACCUAUUCAGCAACAAUAUCAACAAUAUCAACAACCAAUUCAACAACCUAUUCAACAACCUAUUCAACAACAACCAGUUCAACAACCAGCUCAACAACAAUUUAAUUUUAAUACUACAGGGUUAAAUCAAGAACAAAUUAGUUAUUUCCAACAACAGCAACAAUAUCAACAACAAUUACAACAAUUACAACAACAAAAAGAACUUCAAAUUCAACAACAGCAAUUACAACAACAAUUACAACAACAACAGUUGCAACAACAGGAACAACAAAGACAAAAUGAAGCAAACUUCUUUUUAGAUAUGAAUGAAUAUGGCCAACGUAUCCGUGUUUGUGUUAGAAAAAGACCAUUGAAUAAAAAAGAACUUGCAAAAAACGAAAAAGAUAUUAUCGAAGUUGUACCAAAGAAAGAUUUGCUUGUUAAUGAACCAAAAAUUAAAUUAGAUUUAACAAAAUAUACAGAAAAACAUAAAUUUGUUUUCGAUGAAGUAUUUGAUGAAACUUCAAAUAACUAUCAAGUUUAUUUACAUACAGCUUAUCCAUUAGUAGAUUCAAUUUUCCACAAAGGUAAAGCAACAUGUUUUGCAUAUGGUCAAACUGGUUCAGGUAAAACAUUCACAAUGAUUGGUAAUGGUGAUGGUAUUUAUGCAUUGGCAGCAAGAGAUAUUUUCCAUCGUCUAGAAACCUAUUUUAAAGAUCAAUUGGAAGUUUAUAUUAGUUUCUUUGAAAUCUAUGGAGGCAAAUUAUUUGAUCUCUUAAAUGAAAGAAAGAAAUUAGCUUGUAGAGAAAACGAAAAUCAAAAUGUUGUUAUCGUUGGUUUGGGUGAAAAGCAAGUAAACUCUCCACAAGAGUUAAUGACAUGUAUCACCGAUGGUAAUAAAAUUAGAUCCACAGGUUCAACAGGUGUCAAUGCAGAUUCAUCACGUUCCCAUGCUAUUCUUCAAAUCAGUUUAAAGAAUAUCACCACAAAUAAACUUCAUGGCAAAUUCUCAUUCAUUGAUUUGGCUGGUAGUGAAAGGGGCUCAGAUACAUACGAUAAUGAUAAGCAAACUAGAAAGGAGGGUGCUGAUAUCAACAAAUCAUUAUUGGCACUCAAAGAAUGUAUUAGAGCUUUAGAUCAAUCUUCUAAACAUACUCCAUUUAGACAAAGUACUUUGACUCAAGUAUUAAAAGAUAGUUUUAUUGGUAACUCUAGAACCGUUAUGAUUGCAAACAUCUCUCCAAAUAAUUUAUCA
Messenger RNA from Dictyostelium purpureum, 1415 nucleotides. RefSeq lists its product as uncharacterized. The record is from RefSeq and is a predicted model, not a curated record. Gene Ontology annotation, molecular function: ATP binding; microtubule motor activity; microtubule binding. The transcript has 2 exons. Lineage: Eukaryota; Evosea; Eumycetozoa; Dictyosteliales; Dictyosteliaceae. Gene Ontology annotation, biological process: microtubule-based movement. The annotation marks the transcript as partial.